AUGAGUAAACCCGUGCUUGCUAUUAUUGGAUCCGGCUGGGGCGGCUUCACGCUGUCUCAAAAGGUGUCUCUCGAGCGAUUCAGUUUGAAAGUCAUUUCCCCAGUACGCACGAUUCAAUACACACCUCUCCUGGCCAGCGCAGCAUGCGGUCUCUUCAACUUCCGCCUGGCAGAAGAGCCCAUUAGGAGAAAACACCGCACCGACGUCGAGUAUUAUAAAGCAGUUGCGCUUGACAUCGACUUCGACAAACGUGUGAUCCGAUGCAAAACAGCAGCAGAAGUUGAUGGAGAGGACCCAAAACACUUUGAUGUCGAGUACGAUAAACUCUGCAUUGCACCUGGCUGUGACAUCCAAGAUUUCGGCACGCCAGGCGCCAAGGAACAUGCUCUAUUCUUGAGGACGACAAAUGAUGCCCGGCUACUCCAGCAGCGCCUCCUUGAAAUGCUGGACCAGGCUUCCCUGCCCCACAUUCUCCAGGAUCCUCAGAAACAACGCGAUAUUCUCAACAUUCGCAUUGUGGGCGGCGGCGCCAUCGGCAUCGAGGCAGCCGCUGAGCUCUUCGACCUGUGGAACGAGGAUAUGCGGUUUCUCUUCCCUCACCUCGACGGAAAGCUCACCAUAACCAUUCACGAUGUGGCAUCGUCGAUCCUAACCACUUUUGAUCAACACUUGGCCGAGUAUGCCACCGAUUCUUUAACCAAAGGCAAGGACAAUAUCGUAAAGAUAAAGACGGGCUCGCACAUUGAGGGAGUCGAUGCCGGCGCGAUCUACACCAAAGAAGAUGGGCGCCUCCCAUACGGUGUUCUAAUCUGGGCAACUGGAAACAAAGUCAGCAAGCUUGUGGAAACAUUGUCGGAUCGCAUCAAGCUUCCCGAGAAGGGGCUGCCGAGAAUACUGACGGACAAGCACCUUCGUGUUCUGCGCCCGGACGGAACUCCCAUGGAUAGCGUGUACGCUCUGGGCGAUGCAGCGGAUAUCAAGGGAGAAUCGCUGCCUACUCUGGCUGAAGUGGCACUGCAAAAGGGCGAGUACCUGACCAAGGUUUUCAAUGACCACGGCACCGGUGACUCUGCAGAAGCACCUCCGUUUCAGUAUCAGCAACGUGCGCUUUUGGCGUAUCUUGGACGGCAUGACGGAAUCAUUGGAGGGAAAGAAGACUGGACUGGGGCCUCGGCCUGGCUCGCGUGGCGCUCGGGCUCUCUAGAAUGUAACUCUUUUGGCUUGCAUACCAACUUCCCCGGAGGAACCUCUUCCUUCGAGUGA
Diaporthe batatas is the source of this 1263-nucleotide messenger RNA. RefSeq lists its product as uncharacterized. The record is from RefSeq and is a predicted model, not a curated record. The coding region runs from base 1 to 1263 and encodes 420 amino acids. Gene Ontology annotation, molecular function: NADH dehydrogenase activity. Lineage: Eukaryota; Fungi; Ascomycota; Sordariomycetes; Diaporthales; Diaporthaceae. The transcript is spliced from 2 exons.